ACUGACUGGCCGCUCACCAGUCACCUGUCACAAGUGUGAAUGUAAAAUGUAAAUGAAUUCCAUAAUAUAAAUUUUUCAUUGUUUUAACUUCACACAUACAAUAAUUUAUUGUUUUUUUUUCGUUGCUCGUUUAAAAUCGCGAUUAUUUCAUUUAAAUAAAAGCAAAUAGUUACGUUUUGUAUAAUUUGAAUUUAAUGAUCAUCGUAAAACAAUAACCAUUUCAUUUUAUGUUGUUAAAUUAUAAUAUCUGAUACAAAGAUAGAUUCUUCAGCCUAUUAAUGCUAUUUAAGAUUAAAUUAUGAACUCCGAUUCAUUACAAGAAACUGUGAAGUGGGUUGCUUAUAAGAAUCCAGUGGUCACUAAUUCAGUUCAAGGGUUAAAUUCAAUGUUCAAUUGGUUUGGUUUAACAAGCGCAAGUGGCAAAAAACCAUUGAUUAACAUGGAGAGUCAAAAUUUAAUUCAAUUGAUUGGAAAAAACAUUUAUUUUUUUAAAAUUGCUGGUAUUUUAGGUGCAUCAGCAGUUGUCCUUGGAGCAUAUGGAGCUCAUGUAGUAUCACAUAAAGCUGGUCCAGAAGAAGCAAAAAACUAUGAGACUGGAAAUCGACUACAUUUUUUUCAUACGCUAGCUCUAUUUGCAGUUCCAUUUUGUCGAUUUCCUAGAGUGACUGGUGGACUUUUUAUUAGUGGCACGGUUUUGUUUUGUGGUGCGUGCUAUUAUAAUGGUUUAACUGGAGAUAAAUCAUACAAUAAAUUUGCUCCUACAGGAGGAAUGUUAUUGAUAACAGCUUGGUUGUCAAUGCUUCUUUAGAAAUAAAAAUAACUAUCUUAUAAGAAAUUAGUUUGUACCUAAUAUUCCAAUAUAAUAUAUUAUUUUUUCUGACACAUUUUAUGGAACAAAGUUUUUUAAGAUCUUUUGCUUAUUUUGUUUACUAUUUAGUAAGGUAACAAAACCGUCAUCAAAUAGAGAUUGCAUGUUGUUGUCAAAAAAUAUAAAAAUAAAUAAAUGGAUAAUAUUAUAUA
This is a messenger RNA of Adelges cooleyi (spruce gall adelgid), 1020 nucleotides long. RefSeq names its product transmembrane protein 256 homolog. The transcript has 5 exons. The coding region runs from base 299 to 808 and encodes 169 amino acids. The record is from RefSeq and is a predicted model, not a curated record. NCBI's taxonomy places the organism in Eukaryota, Metazoa, Arthropoda, Insecta, Hemiptera, Adelgidae.